Molecule: messenger RNA, 2017 nt
Organism: Dermatophagoides farinae (American house dust mite)
Lineage: Eukaryota; Metazoa; Arthropoda; Arachnida; Sarcoptiformes; Pyroglyphidae
Biological process (GO): mitotic DNA replication checkpoint signaling; DNA replication initiation; mitotic G2 DNA damage checkpoint signaling
Source: RefSeq, a predicted model, not a curated record
AGCUUGUUUUCAGAAUUUCGCGCCCAUCACACAGUAAAAAAAGUGUGGAGACCAGUCUCCAAGUUACUUUUUUUUCUGUGCACGUUGAAUUUUGUAUAAUUAAUAUGAUAGCCGAGUUUAAUGAAGUGAUGGAGAAUAAAAAUGAAUCAAGAUUUUAUUUUCUAUUAGAAAAUGGAAAAAAUAUUGACCAUCAAUCGGAACGAAUGAAAAAGGCAUUUGAUUUCGUGAAUCAUAAAAAUUAUCGGGCCGAGUGGAUCGAUUUCGAUUAUUUAAAAAUAAAAAAUUUAUCAACCAAAGAUCCAUCCUACCGGAUUGUUAUUGAAAAUUUCGACGAUUCCAAUAGUUCAUUCGAAUAUUUACGACAUAAAGAAUUACGAAUUAUCAGUCCAAUUGUAAUUUUUUACUGUUUUAGAAAUAUUUGUUUGCAACCAUUUUGCGAUUUACCAUUAAGACCAUAUCCCAUAUUUAGCCAAUGUAUGCGUGGAUUAGAAGUAACUAGCUCACAUUUAUCACCGAUAAAACAACGUCAAAUUAAAAAUAAAAUCGAAAUGAUGUCUGGUAAAUAUUGUAAUAAUUUACAUACCACCACCUCGUUUUUGGUUACCGAUUCAAUGUUGUCACAAAAAACCCGUUCAGCAAUUGAGAAUAAUAUACCGAUCAUGAACAUUGAAUGGAUUGAAUCAUGUUGGCUAAAAUAUCAAUAUGAAUAUCGACGAGCAGGUGAAAUGGAUAUUGUUUCCAAAUAUCAGGUGCUAAUUUUUCACAAGCUAAAUAUCGUCGUUUCAGGUCAAUCUAUGAAAGAACGUGAAGAAAUAAAAAAUCUUGUCGAAACAAAUGGUGGCCAUUAUAAUCCUUCGUUGAUAAUGAAACCAAUUCAAAAGAAUACAAUUUUAUUAUUGAAUUCACCGAAUGGAGAAAAAUAUAAACAUGCAAAAACGAUGAAUAUACCCUGCCUUCAAACAAAAUGGAUUUACGAUUCACUCGAAACCGGACAUAUUUUACCAUUUGAUCAAUAUUAUAUUGAUACUGAAUCGGAAAGUUCCGAGAAUGAUGUCCAUGAAAAUGUCUAUAAUCCAGAUGAAGAUGAUAAUUAUGAAGAAAUGAAUGAUGAAAAUGAAACUCAACUCAAUCAAGUUGAAGACGAAGUAGAUGUCGAAAAUGAUGAUGUUGAAGAAUAUGAAUGCGAUCGUAAUAUGUGUUCAUUAAUUCAAGGUGGAAAUGAAGAACAAAAUUUGGAAAUGAAUGCACCUAUUCCAACCAUUAUGUUUUCCGGAUUUGAACGGGAAGAAAAAUUACGUCUUUCAAAACUAUGCAAUGAAAAAAUUCCCGAAAUAAUUAUUAAAGAUGAUUCAAUUGUCACAAGCGAACUUACACAUCUCAUCCUUGUUGAACCAUGUGGAACUGAAAAAGUCUAUGCAGCAAUAGUGGCAGGUGCAUUCAUUUUGAAGCCAAAUUACAUAGAAGAUUCCAUUAAAACAAAUACAUUAUUGAAUGAAAAAGAAUAUCAAUGGGGUAAUGGAAUUGAUGAUGAAAAAAUUGGUACAUGUGGUCCUAAAUUGAUGAAAUCUGCAAUUAAAUGGAAUAAUCAUUUAAAACAGAUCAAACAAUCUAUGUUUCAUGGACAUAAAUUUUUAUUAUUAUUCGAUGUUACUAAAUUCAAUUGUAAAAUGCUAAUGUCUUGUGCAAAUAUUCUUCGUGCUGGAGGAGCGGAAAUAAUUCAUCCUGAUGAAUUUAAUAAUGUUGAAAAAGAAGAACUAUUAGAAUUACUUCAUCAUAUCGACUAUGCUAUAAUUCAAUGGCGUGAAGGACAAAAUUUUACUAUUAAUCAUAAAUCAUUGUUUGAUUAUAUCGAAUAUUUUGAACAAAAUGAACGUUUAAUUACCGACACUAUUAUCUAUAAGUAUAUAAUGGAAGGUCCUGAUGUUACUUUGGUAGACCUCAUUGCCAAGUAUCCUACCAAUAUUCACUAAAUAUUCUUAAUAAACUAAAUCUUUAAAUAAAGUAAUUUUAAAUUAAA